GACCAGUAUGAUGGUAUUGAUAAACACACCCAGUCAGGACUGGAUCUGGUGGACCGAUAUGUGAAGUUUGUCAGAGAACGGACCGAGAUAGAACAGAACUACGCCAAGCAACUCAGAAACCUCUCCAAGAAAUACCUCAAACGAGGCAGCAAGGAGGAGCAAGAGUGUGGGUUCACCAAUCACCAGUCAUUCCAGGACAUUGUGAAUGAGCUGAAUGACUAUGCGGGCCAGAGAGAGCUAAUAGCAGAGAACAUGAUGACUGGAAUCUGUGUAGAACUCACCAAAUACCUUCAGGACCUCAAACAAGAACGCAAAACAUACCUGGCCGAUGCCAAAAAAGCUCAACAGAACUUGGAGAUCAGUUUCAAACAGCUGGAGAAUACGAAGAGGCGUUUUGCCAAGGAGUGGGGAGAGGCAGAGAAAGCCACACAGCAAGCGGAGAAAAUUGAGAACGACACAAACGCUGUGAAAGCAGAUGUUGAGAAGGUGAAGCAACAUGCCCAUGUGAAGACACACACAGCGGAGGAGUGCAGGAACGACUACGCCGCCCAGCUCCAGAAAUACAACAAGGAACAGAACACCUUCUACUACACAGAGAUACCGCAGCUGUUUAAUAAGCUGCAGGAUAUGGAUGAGCGUCGUAUCAGCUGCUUGGCAGAGGGCUACAGUCAGUUUGCUGAGGUUGAGAAGAAGGUUUUACCCAUCAUCACUAAAUGUCUGGACGGGAUCAGUAUGGCAGGGGGGAACACCAACGGCAAACAGGACUCCUUGCGGUUUAUAGAACAACACAAGUCGGGUUUUGAGCGACCGGCUGAGGUGGACUUUGAAGACUACAGCCAAGGUAUCAAACCAGCCUCCUCAGACGCCAACCUCAACCACCCUAAACUACGCACUAAACUGUGGCCCUUCAGCCACAAGAAAACCAAGGUAUGUACCCUUCACACUACACCCUACACACUAACCUACGUCAGACUCCAGCCUCAACCACCCUAGAAUACGCACUAAACUGUGGCCCUUCAGCCACAAGAAAACCAAGGUAUGUACCCUUCACACUACACCCUACACACUAACCUACAUCAGACUCCAGCCUCAACCACCCUAAACUACGCACUAAACUGUGGCCCUUCAGCCACAAGAAAACCAAGGUAUAUACUAGCACCCUGAACACUACACUGUACACCUGCAACAGAGUCAUUUUCUGGGGCCCCAAAAAUUUUUGUUUUAACAAAAUGGGAAUAGAAUAUAAAAUUUAAAACAUUUUAUAGACUGCAAAUGACCAGGAAUUAUGUAAAACAAUGUUUAAAUUCAGGAAAUCUGUUCCAAAGUAUUCCUGCAAAUAAUCAAGGUAUGAAAUUAUUAUUGUUGUUUUCAAUCCAGUCUUACUGGGGGACAGUCUCUUCUCGGUCUUACUGGGGGACUGUCUCUUCUCUGCCUUACUGGGGGACGGUCUCUUCUCUGUCUUACUGGGGGACGGUCUCUUCUGUCUUACUGGGGGACGGUCUCUUCUCUGUCUUACUGGGGGACGGUCUCUUCUCUGUCUUACUGGGGGACGGUCUCUUCUCUGCCUUACUGGGGGACGGUCUCUUCUCUGCCUUACUGGGGGACGGUCUCUUCUCUGCCUUACUGGGGGACGGUCUCUUCUCUGUCUUACUGGGGGACGGUCUCUUCUCAGUCUUACUGGGGGACGGUCUCUUCUCUGCUUACUGGGGGACGGUCUCUUCUCUGUCUUACUGGGGGA
This is a messenger RNA of Oncorhynchus gorbuscha (pink salmon), 1738 nucleotides long. Its product is annotated as cdc42-interacting protein 4 homolog. NCBI's taxonomy places the organism in Eukaryota, Metazoa, Chordata, Actinopteri, Salmoniformes, Salmonidae. The transcript is spliced from 8 exons. The record is from RefSeq and is a predicted model, not a curated record. The annotation marks the transcript as partial.